CUGUGAUAUGACACCUGCUGACGUCACCACCUCCCUCUAUGGAUCAAAACAUGGCGGCUGCCAUGGAGCUGAGGUGCUGGGGAGGAGACUGGGGUUUGCCUUCCGUCCACACCGAGUCUCUCAUAGUUCAGGCGUACGCAAAGUUUUCUGGGGCAAAAGUCACCGUUUCUCCUGUAGACUGGACAUGGAAAACUCUCACAGCAACAGUCCCAGAGUUGCUGUGUGGAGACUCUGCAGUUCAGGAACCUAUAAAUAUUCUCAACUUCUUGAGAAAACAGAGAUUUAAUGCAGACUAUGAACUUACAGCCAGACAAGGAGCCGACACUAUGGCAUACAUCGCGCUGCUUGAAGAGAAACUACGACCAGCUCUGCUGCACACGUUCUGGGUGGAUGCAGAAAACUACGCCAAUCUGACGCGGCCUUGGUUUGCUUCACGCUCGCCAUUCCCUCUGAACUUUCUGGUCCCAAGUCACCGUGCCAACGCCGCCCUCUCCCGCAUCCUUCUAAUGAAAGGAGAGGCCCCGCUGCACAGAAUCACAGAGGUCGAGGGAAAGAUUUACAGUGAUGCUAAAGAGUGCCUGAAUCUCCUCUCAUUCAGACUGGGAAUGGAAAACUACUUCUUUGGAAGCUUGCCGACCAGCCUGGACGCCUUUGUGUUUGGUUAUUUGGCUCCAAUUUACAAAGCCAGUCUCCCCAGUAGCCCUCUGCAGAGCCACCUCCGGCAGCUCGGUAACCUCACAAGCUUCUGUGACAACAUCCUCGCAGUCUACUUCAGCUCGGACCGCCCUUGUCCCCCCCCACCUGUUCAGGAAACAAUGGAUGCCAACCUCCAGAAACUAACGCAGCUUGUAAACAAAGAGUCCAACUUGAUAGAGAAGGUGCAUCUGCUUUCCUUUUAUCGUCUCUUUGCAUGGGUGCAUGGUUGCAUUUGGCAGAUGGAUGACAACCUUCGCAGCAGCCCUCAGCACAAACCCCACAGGCCAGACCCCAAACCCAGCCUGGCCAGCGAGCAAAACUCUACUCCUGCCUGACCCUGACCUGUCAGGCUUAAAGACGGAGGAGGAGGAACAGCCAGUAGAUAAAAGGUGCACUUCUGAUGCAAGAUUCUCAAAUCAGAAAAUUUUCAUCCAUGGGAAAUAUAGUUUGUAUGGAAAAUAACCUAAUAAUGAUUGGAUGUAAGACUGUAACUAUCUGAGGCUAUUUUAUAGAAAUAUAAUUUUGAUUGAUUUCAAAGAUGUUGGUCUGAAAGAUGGAAAAGUGCAUGUGGGAGGUUUUAAAAAAGAAAAGGCUGAGUGUGUGUAUGUGGUUAUGGAUGGAAUUCCAUGAAGUGGUGUUUGAUGACAGACCGAAAGUUUCAAAGGAAAGUCAAAAGUAAAUGAAAAGUCCUACAGGGUAUAAAAGGAGUGCCACUGUUUGACCUCUGAGUGGACCACUUAACCUCUCGUUGCUUUUGUAAGAAAUAUGUUUUCUAUUUUUUGUUCCUCCAUUUUUUUUCGGCACAGUUCAUGCACCAUAGGACGUGUGAACAUUUCCUCACCUGCGUUAGGUGGGUAAUGACAUCAGUUUAAGACACAUUGAUCACUAACAUAGUGCAGAGUUGUGCUCAAAAUGGGAAUACGUGUUUAGUUGGGUUUAAAAAUCUUUUAAUCAUGAUGGUGAUCUCAGAUCUUCUUCCAACUUGUACAAAUAUUCUGUAGAUUGUAAUUUAAAUUGGUGUUGUGUACAGUAAGUAUACAGUCAUGACCGGAUCAAUCUCUUAUUUUGCUUUGCUUUCAUCUCCUCUGCUUUGUAUAACUUGUAUAAUUGUAAAUAUUUUCAUGAUGGAAAUCAUAAUUUCCUCGUGGUUUCCUCCAAUAGGGCUGAUUAGCUUCUUCACAGCUUUUGCUAGAUACACUGAGGUAGUUCAUACUCACUAUUGACUUCUUCAUGCACUAAUGUGUGUUUGUUCUCCAUCAGAAAAGUGUCUUUCAAUCAUCGUGUCUUUAUUUUCCAUUAACAAUCCACUGGCAGUUGUUGCCAUGGUUUCCACUGACAAUCUUACAGAUACAGCAUUUAUUUUGUUAAGAUGUUUCAGCUGUGUUGUAAUUUGCUGUGCCUACUUAAAACCUUUGUCAUCCUGAAGUGUCUGCCCCACUUGGGAAUGUCUCAUUAGCUGCCUUUUUUUAAUUUAUUCUCCUGUCUGUCAGAAAUUUGAACCGUAAAACUAUUUGCCAUGUUUUUUUUUAUUUAUUAUUGUCAUGCACCCUAUAUUUCUCACAGCUUAUACACUUCCGAAUUGUGUCUACUUAACGUUCCUGAUGAGUGUCUGUCUUGAGAUACUUGAGGCUCUUCAACACCUUAAGGUUACAAUUCCUUUAAAGAACCACACCAUGAAACGAAGCAUUCAUUUGUGUUUACAUGCGUGUUUUUGUUUUGUCAAAUAAAAAAUGUUGAUGUAAAGUAAUCCGGCUUGUGAGGAGCAUCAGAACUACAGUGUGCCUUUGUGACACACUGCCACAAAGGAUCUUUGGUCAUUUCCUCUACUGUUGUUCGUGCGGAUGGUUGGUAACGACUGUCAUAUCAUUGAAAUACAGAUACGAUCCAACCACAAC
This is a messenger RNA of Gasterosteus aculeatus aculeatus (three-spined stickleback), 2591 nucleotides long. It is a transcript of the gene mtx3, whose product is annotated as metaxin 3. The record is from RefSeq and is a predicted model, not a curated record. NCBI's taxonomy places the organism in Eukaryota, Metazoa, Chordata, Actinopteri, Perciformes, Gasterosteidae. Gene Ontology annotation, biological process: mitochondrion organization. Gene Ontology annotation, cellular component: SAM complex; cytoplasm.